CGAUCGUAUGAGCAAUGGCGGCUUCUUUGCUGUCUUCUUCCUGGCGCUCCAUUCACCAGAGAAUAACUUCUUCUUUAAGUCAAUAUCUUUCCAGUGAUGGCAUUUUAUUGAUUGUUGCGAUAAUUUUAGAGAUCGCAUCAUGCGUUACUUUGAUUAUGGUGACGGUGAGAUGCGCUGGUCAGUGCUUAUUGUUCGCGAAAAUUUAUGAGAGGAAAAGGAUCCUGGAAGGAUCCCACAAAGUAUGGUGUGCCUUGCCGAUAUUUUUACACGUUAUAGCUCUUGGAUCUGCAUUACUUUUCUUGUUUCGGUUUAUAAGAAGAGGGAAAGUUAGGUAAGCGAGAUUAUCACCAUGAGUAUAGUGUGUUCUGUAAGCGACAUUAAGUCUUUGCAUUAUAGGAGGAUCGACUGUAGUAGUAUUUAUGUAAGUGUCAAGUAAGUGUCAAUGUCUUUAGCGUGACAGUACUAAUUGACGACACAGUUUUGACAUCUUCUGAAAAUGGGACCACAAUUUCUGCAUGGUCAUCUGAGCCAUGGGUAGGUCUUGCCAUUAGCAGCGCAAAUACCAGUACCUUCAUUUUUCUCAUUGUUGAAACUUCCUUUAUUUAUCACUUGUAGGGGUUAUAGCAAUUUCUUUAAUGCUCUUGCACUGCUGAUAGCUUCUACAUUGGCGACAUUUAUUGCUGCUUUGGUAAUCAGCCGUGGAUUUCAAGUCUUAUGUGACUCAUUUGUCAUUAACAGGUAAUAGUAGGGAGUUUAAGAAGUGACGUAUUUGAGCGACACACUUUGACAGUUUACUGUAAGUGAGCCUUUUUCUCUUUUUAUAUUGCUUGACGCUACCAAAUUUGUGUUGCUAAUUGUCUUUACUCUUAUGGAGACGAUUUGCUAAAAAAAUUUGUCCAAAAUUACUGCUGAAGAGUGCAAAAAGGCCACAUCCAGUUGACAUGUGUCGUUCAAAAACGUCGCUGCUUAAACUCACUAGUCUUCUUCAUCUUUGGCAACUUUUACAUCAACUUUCUCCUAACAAUAUGAAUACAGUAAAUGACCUAAUAAUACAGUUUCUACACAGUUAAAAUAAUUGUAUUAGAUACCACCCUAUAAUAAAUGCCCCCUAUGAGAAUUAGUCCAAAAUACUAGGAAUCAGCCAAAUUGUGCAAAAUCAUUUAAUUCAUUCAGUUUCUUGCUUGAUCUACAAGGCUUUGCUAUUUCAUCUUGUUCCAUGUCAAGUCUAAAGUAAGGAUAGACUAAUGAUAGCAACACAAUAACAAUGAGCAAGAUUCUGACAUCGAUGUUGGAAUUUCAAAGUGUAAUAUGGAUCUCUAGAUGGCCUAGAUGUAUCAAUUGGAGGGAUAUUACACUAUUUCUAAACUCUCUUGAUAUUUCUGCCGAAAAUGUAUUACAUUGUAGUUUUUAAAUGCCUCCUAUCUAUUAGACGCCCCUGCUUGGACCCCUAAAAUUAAAUAGAUGCCUCAGGCAUUUACUAGUUCAAUUAUAGUAUAUUACAAUAAAAAUGGUUAUGUGAAUUGAAAUGAUCACCAGAGCGAAACUACUCUGAUCUUUUAUCUAAUUCCCGCAACUUACAUUGUAUUCUUUAAGGAUGUGUAUAAAGAUCAUUCUGGAGAAUUUGAAUGUAUAUAUGCUGUAGUUCCAUUUUGAUCCUUGGUUUAAAUUUUAUUUCCCUUUGUUUUGGAGUAUGUUAAUGUAUGAAAACAAAAACAAAGAGAAAUUGAAACCAAGGAUAAAAUUGAAUCACAACAUAUAGCCAUGGGGGCUUAAAGAGUAAGAAAAAUUCUGAUCUUGUUUAGAACUAAAAAUAAGUGUACAAUAUCCACCCUGAAUAGGAAAACAACCUCCGCUUUUUGUUUAGUUGAAGGAGUGAAUUGCACACGUUGACAAGAAGUUUGUGAAAAGCCUAGUAGUGGUCAGAAAACACACCAGUAAUUAUUUCAGUGUUAAGUCUUUUGUAGGUCAAAUAAUGAAGGGUCCACCAAUCCCUUGAAACUAGCAGUUAUUUUAAGUGAUGAAGGGAUUAUCAGAUCUUAACAACCUCUGUUGCAGAUGUACAGAUCUUCAUUUUGAUUCGAUGGAUUGGAAGAAAUUUACUCCAAAGUACUGUGACUGUGAUAAAGGUUAUUCUUUACUGGAAUCAACAAUGGUAAAAGUCUUUAUUUUUCAGUAAUCUUAGGUAGAGCAUUAAAGAUUAAGACUAAUGUUAAUAUGUACUGACUAGUAUCAUUGUUGUAUUUUUCUCUUAGGUUGAUACCAGGGGUUUGUUGUUGUCAAACCACAAACAUUUUGUAAACACUUGAAAUAUUCUGGGAAAUAUUUUUAAGUAACCACUCACAUUGAAUGCCAAGACACAUGAAAUGAUAAACCAUAAGCAACAAAGUAAUACGGUGGAAUUUUCAGUUCUCAGCAGCCAUUUGUAUGAAUGGCACAAAGAAGCACUUCAUAGGUAACCAAACAAUACAUUUAUUGUGGGACAGAAAGCUGCUUGUAGAAUUUUGUGGUAUAAAUCAUAGUAAUCUGCCACGCAAAUGCAAUAUCUACAUGCAAUCUUUAUCGCAUUGCCAAAAAUUGCUGUCUGCAAAAUUUAACUGUAGCAUUUAUUCAGUGCCAAAAUAAAAUUGGUAAUAGGUAGAGUGUGAAUUCAGAGAUACGUGUGACAGUUCAUUUUGGCACUUUACAUUAACGACUUAAUACGUCACGUGGCUUUGUUUGUUGAACCAAAAAGGUGAACUCAUGUGGUGUUAUUCCUGAGCGUUUGGUUGGACAAUGAUAAGGUCAAGUCGAAUGAUGGUGUUCUCUGUCAACCAAAAAGGAGAAAUUUUCAUUUGUGGAAAGUCAGUUGGUUAAAGUUCUUUCGGUUUCAGCCUCCUCAUGCUAUAUAUAAACUCUGACUACUCUGAUGGGUUUCGUUUCGCUAGGGAGGAACACAUAUCACUGUGAUGUCACAGUAAUAGUCGUGAUCUAGUCUUGACACAUGAGAAAACAACACCAUGCAUGCACGGCGCGGUCUUUCUGUAAUAAUAAGGUCGGAUCAGUAUUUGAAAACCACCAGGAUUAGCGAUGCAAGGAAGUGCUGUCUCAAGUAGUGUUUGCUUUCUGCUAGCUGUAGUUAAAUUUAGCAAGGAAAGUACACUCAAAGGAUUUGAUCACUACGACUAGGGAUGUGUGUUUAUGGAAACACAUAUCCCAAGUGAAAUGUAUUUCCGCUACCUCCCGAUUUCACCUUUUUGGUUUGAUAAACAAAGCCAUGUGACCUAAGAGACUUAAAACGCCUGGCACCAAAAUCAACUUUCACAUGUAUCUUUGAAUUCGUGGUCUACCUGCUUCGGUAGUGCUGUACACUAUGAUAAGGGUCUUUUACUUUGCUAAAGACAGGUUAGCCAGUGCUCAUCAAUCUUUUGUUGGUUUUGUUUUCUUAGGUGUGCUCAUGGUGUUCCUGUUUCAUAUUUUUCCUUUUGUGUAUAGUCCAUGUUCUUCGAGCAUUCACAGGAGCCCCACCAAUGUAAUAUAAUAUUAAUUAUUACCUUAUGGCAGGCUUGUCAUGGGUUGUAAAACAAAUGAUGUUAAAAGGUUUUAAAUUGAAGACAGAAGAGGGGACUUUAAGGAGUACCCAGUAUCGCAAUACCAUAUGAAAAAUUUAGAAAUACAGAAAUACUGAGUCAAAAAUUGAUGACAUGCCAAUACCACAUGUAUGCACCAGAAAUCAACCUCAGCCAUUGUGGGAAAACAUGAGAAGACCUCAAAUUUAUCAGUACAUUUGAUGCAACAGCAAUUCCACUGUAGAUUAACUGUUGUGUAAUCAUUUACCAUGAAACAACUUAAAAAUGUUGACUUCUAUUACUACCUAUAUAGUUUAGUUACGUGUUGCAUAUUGUGUUGACCUGUAUUAGACAGGAGAUCGCAAAUGAAUGGCAAAGCAAUACUGUGAAGGGUGUCAAGCAAGUCCUAUAUUCCUAUAAAAUCCUAUUUUUUCAGACCGCUCCUUUAAAGUCCUAUAGAUUGAGCAAAUUGCUAUAUUUAAGCCCUUUUCAUGAAAAAUUCAAGAGAUAUUUAAAAAUUUAAAUAAAUCUUUGAUUGGUAUGGAAAAAAUCCACAAUUCAGG
Porites lobata is the source of this 4108-nucleotide messenger RNA. The record is from the annotation of a GenBank genome assembly. Lineage: Eukaryota; Metazoa; Cnidaria; Anthozoa; Scleractinia; Poritidae.